Plectropomus leopardus (leopard coralgrouper) is the source of this 430-nucleotide messenger RNA. The record is from RefSeq and is a predicted model, not a curated record. Lineage: Eukaryota; Metazoa; Chordata; Actinopteri; Perciformes; Serranidae.
CAAAGAGCGGAUCCACACCGUCCGUACGCUGGAGUUCCUCUCUUACCAGAAGUUGCUGUUUCUGCAGGUGGUGGCCUGUGAGUUGGACUGCAGAUUAGUGGCCGAACUUCAGAAAAGAGUCCAGUGCACGCCCAUGCAGACCAAACUUCAAAUAUUAGUAGGAGAUGUAUUAAAAACCGAUCUGCCUUUCUUUGACGUGUGUGUGGCUAAUUUACCUUACCAGAUUUCGUCACCGUUUGUCUUCAAGCUCCUGCUGCAUCGACCUUUCUUCAGGUGUGCCGUGUUGAUGUUCCAGAGAGAGUUUGCCAUGCGACUUGUUGCCAAGCCUGGAGACAAACUGUACUGCAGACUGUCCAUCAACACACAGCUGCUCGCUCGUGUCGACCAUCUCAUGAAGGUCAGUGAUGUUUGUUUAACGUGCCAACAGUGA